AGUACUGUUGCUGAAAUUAUUUUCUCAUUAAAGAGAAACAUUAAAAAUAUGAUUUAUGAAAAAAAUCAGUGUUACUAUUGUCGAAACGUGGGGCACAAGUAUACCAAUUGUUUAUCGAAACGACAAAUAGAUCAAGAUAAUGAACUGAUUCUUUUUACAAAAAUGUGGAUGCUUUAUAAGAAAUUACUCCCUUCAAAGAAAACUAAUGAAAAUAGAGACAGAUUAGUUAUGAAAAUUAAAAAAAUUUUAAGCAACGAAUGGCCUGAUCAUGAAAUAGAAGUUCAUUUGUUUGGAUCAUCUGUAAAUCUUCUUGGAACAUCAACAUCUGAUGUUGAUUUAUGCAUUACGACACCAAGUAGAGAGUUAGAAAACAUAUCUGUACUGUUUGUGAAGUUGCAAAAAUAUAAUAUGAAAAUAACUGAAUGUGUUACCAAUGCUAAAGUUCCUAUUGUUAAAUUUUUGGAUCCUACGCUAUAUGUAACUGUUUACUUCUAUGCUAACUUUUAUUAUUGUUUAACUUAUGAUAAGGCCUUACUUAAUACAAUGUUAAUAAAGUCGUAUGUAAAUUUAGAUCCAAGAGCUCGCUCUUUAGUAAUGACAAUAAAACAUUGGGCACAAAUUCGAAAAUUAAACAAUGCUGCUUGCGGAACCCUAUUAUCAUAUACUUGGACAUGUAUGGUUUUAAAUUUCCUUCAAAUGCGUAAUCCUCCAAUUUUACCAGUAUUAAAGGUUAAUAGAAAAAAUGAAGAUAUUGAAUUGUUGAAAGUCGGUUACAAAAAUAAUGAAUUGAUUGAAGAACUUUUUAAUAUAGAAAGGAAUCUUGGAAAUGGAGUGAGUUAUGAUGGUUUUAAAAAAAUUAGGAAGGAAUUUCGUAGGGCAGUAAGAAUUCUUUAUAAAGCAGAUCUCAAAGUUUGUUGCCAAGCACUUACACCACAAGCUGAAAAGUAUGAAUAUAAUGAUGACAGAUCUAAUAUAAUUACUAAUAUAAUUACUACACCACUAGAUGAGAUUUAUGAGUGUGAAAAUGAUGAUGAUGGAUCUCUUGUAAUUACUUCGGAAGCUUUAAGUAAAGCUAAA
Messenger RNA from Dentiscutata erythropus, 1077 nucleotides. The record is from the annotation of a GenBank genome assembly. NCBI's taxonomy places the organism in Eukaryota, Fungi, Glomeromycota, Glomeromycetes, Diversisporales, Gigasporaceae.